AGCGGCCCGGGAGCGCGGCCAUGGCGGAGCCGCUGCGCCCGUUCCGCCUGCGCGGCUGCGGCAGCCCGCGGAAGUUCGGGGUGGCGGCCGGGAGCCUGCGCGGGCUCCUGCGGAAGGGCUGCCGGCUGCUGCAGCUUCCCUUGGCAGGCAGCCGGCUCUGCCUCUACGAGGACGGGACGGAGCUGAGCGAGAGCUACUUCCGCGCCUUGCCGCCGAACACCGAGCUGGUGCUGCUGGGCCCCGGAGAGACCUGGCGGGGCUGUGCCAGCGACAUCGCGGGGCUCCUGGCCGCGUUCUCGGGGCAGCAGGCGGCCGUGGUGGCGGCGGCGCGGGCGCUGCUCUCCGGAGAGCGGGCCCCCGGCAGGCAGAGGCUGCUGGCGGAUCUGAUCCACAACCUGAGCGGAAACAUCCUGGCUGAGGACAAGGGGGACGACGAGAAGUGGUUCGAAGGUCUCCAGUCUCGUUUUAAGAACAAAUCGAGCUACCUGCGAUACAGUUGCGAAAGCAGAAUACGAGGCUACAUGAAAGAGGUUAGCAGUUUUAUUUCACAUGUUGAUCCUACAGCAAGAGACGCAUAUAAAGGGAUAACGGACCUGAUGUCAGACAAGCUGAAGUCUGUGAAGUACAACGGGUGCUACUUUGACAGGAGGGAGGCGGCGGCGGCGCGGCUGUGCACGGCGGAGGGCUGGUUCUCCUGCCAGGUCGGUGCCGGACGGCCGUGGUGCGGCGGCAGCAGCGGGGCUGGCGGCAGCACGAGGGAAGGAGGCAGUUACGGGCUGUGUGUGGCGUGGGAUCGGGUCUGGCAGGGCGGCAGUGUCACAGCUGCCCGUGGUGAGGGCCAGCAGAAGGGCUGCGCUGGUGACGAGCGUUGUACCCUCACUGCAGCCGUCGUGUUUUACAGGGGCCUUUCGACAGCGCUGACUGCCCGUGCAAGCAUUCCAUCAACCCCUACAGCAACAGGGAAAGCAGAAUCCUCUUCAGCACCUGGAAUCUCGAUCACGUGUACGUAUCAAGUAUUAAUCCAGACCUACCUGUUCCGUGCUCCUCUUAGGCAGGCGAGGCGUCCUGAAGACAGAUCUCAGUGUUGUCCCUCAUUCCUGCUUUGCCUCUGUUCGGGUUUUCUUAGUGCGGAAGCGCACCCGUCCUCGCGUUAAUCCUUUGUGGAGACUCUGACAAAACCCCUCAGACCCGUUUUCAGGCAUUGUGCAUUUGGGAAGCAAACAUAAUAUGCUGAACUGAUUUCCUCCUAAACCUAGUUAUGGUGAAAGGAUUCAAAUUCUGCCUAAAAGGAAGAUAGAGACUUGAUUAUUACGAAAAAGCCUUUUGAUGGCAAUAUUGUUUUCUCUUUUGUGUACUGAAGAAUAGAGAAGAAACGUGCUGUCAUCCCAGAGCUGGCAGAAGCUGUCAAAACACGAGCUGGAAGGGAGGUGAACUGGGAGUACUUCUAUCAGCUGCUGUUUACCGUGGAGAAUUUAAAACUUGUACAUAUUGCUUGCCAUAAGAAAACCAAUCAUAAUCUCAGCUGUGACAAAACUAAAAUUUACAGAGAAAGGAAGCAAAACCACAAGAUUUUAUAGUGCUACCUCUGAAGUGACUUGUGCUUUUUUAAAACUAACAUCACGUGGUAUGAUUCUUAAAUAGCUCUAGUUUGUUAAACAAAAACUGAUUUAGGAGUCCCUGGCAAAAGAGACUUGCUAAGUAAUUCAAGUGCAGCCUCACAAAGCGUGUGCUUGUGUGGCUCCCCGUUCUGCUGUCCCGCCCCCCCGCUGACCGCAGCCGAUCGCACUGCGCAGCGCCGGGAAACACAGCUGGAGCCAGCGCAGAGAUGAGGCCGGAGCCGCCCGUCACGCCCUGUGAUCGCUUUCUUGCCGUGAGGAAUGUAGGUCCAAAUCUCACAGUACAGAGAAAUGAAACUCAGACAUUUCUUAAAAACUGACCCCAGGGGACUUGCGGAUUCCGGUUUCUUGGUGCUGCGUUGGGUGCGCGUCUCCCGGCAGGGAGGCCGGGCCGUGGCACGUCUUUGCUUUACCACCUUUGCUCUCUGCCAGCUUCCCCGGUGCUUUCCCUCUCCUUUCAGAGAGCUUCUGCCUCUUUCGCUUGAGUUUGCUUAAGAAAUACAAGCCAAGUUACCGUAUAAUGAUCAUGUUUACUUGGUGCUUUAGAGAAUAUUGCUCUGCAAAACACUUCUACCUCAGGUAACAAAAUGCAAACAGAUCAGUUUUUACUUGAUUUCUUUUUAAAUAUCAGCCGAUAGAAACUGAACUUUUAGUGACUAUCAGUGUAAAUUAUGUGAUUUUUUUUUAAAUAAAAAAAUUAGCACCA
Messenger RNA from Columba livia (rock pigeon), 2322 nucleotides. RefSeq names its product DNA fragmentation factor subunit beta (gene DFFB). The transcript has 5 exons. The record is from RefSeq and is a predicted model, not a curated record. Gene Ontology annotation, cellular component: nucleus; cytoplasm. Lineage: Eukaryota; Metazoa; Chordata; Aves; Columbiformes; Columbidae. Bases 21 to 1154 code for a protein of 377 amino acids. Gene Ontology annotation, biological process: apoptotic process; apoptotic DNA fragmentation. Gene Ontology annotation, molecular function: DNA endonuclease activity.